AUGCCUGUUCAAGUGAAUGUUACACCCUGCGAAAAUCCUGCCCGUUCAACUCCAUCAGCCGUUGAUCCGUGUGAAGCAGAAUAUAGUUUCCCGUUGCAUGAGCGCAUUAAAAAUACUUUUAUGUUAACCGCCUUACUGAUUGUCGUAGACUGCUACGGAAAUGAGCACUUAGCCAGAGCACUUCUCGAUUGCGUUUCCCAACCCAACAUAAUAUCGGAGAGAAUGGCUCAAAUACUUCGACUGAGAAGAAAACGAGUAAACGUAUCGAUCUAUGGUGUCGGAAAUAAACCCCAGUAUGCUACAGAAUCUGUGUUAACAGAAAUCCGUUCAAGAAAAGAGAACUUUGCACUCAACGUAGAUUUCCUAGUGCUGGAUAACAUUAUGCCCCAGUUGCCGGCUCAAGAUAUUCCUAUUGAGCAUUGGAAAGUUUCCAAAAAUUUGUUCCUCGCUGACCCCGAUUUCAGCAAGUCGUCCGGAAUUGACAUGAUCAUUGGCAACGCGCACUUCUUCUCCUGUUUCAAAACUUCAGCAAAAAUCCAACUUCCUAAACCGCUCCCAUUGCUAGUAGAUAGUGUGUUCGGCUGGCUGGUCUCAGGCACAGUGGAUAUAACGCGACCCGAUAAUGGAACCUCAUCAUGCACUGUAACCACCGUUUCGUUAGUAGCACUUGAGGACAGUUUAGAACGUUUCUUGAAAAUUGAACACUUGCCAGACCAGCCAAAUUACUCAAUGGAAGAGAAGCAAUGCGAGGAGUUAUACUCUGCUACCGUUAUGAGAAACGAGACAGGAAGAUACGUAGUACGUCUCUCUCGUCGCCCAAAUUUUGAGAAAAUAGUAGGAGAAUCCAAAAAUUGUGCCUUUCGUAGAUAUAUGCUACUGGAGAAACGAUUAGAGCGUAAUCCAGCAUUGAGAGAGGAAUAUCGAAAAUUCAUUGAAGAAUAUAUUGUGCUUGGCCAAAUGAAGACGGUCCCGAUCCCCAACAUCACAAAGGUUGUUUCCUCCCUCACCAUCCCAUAA
Molecule: messenger RNA, 1017 nt
Organism: Toxorhynchites rutilus septentrionalis
Lineage: Eukaryota; Metazoa; Arthropoda; Insecta; Diptera; Culicidae
Exons: 1
Coding region: 1-1017 (338 amino acids)
Source: RefSeq, a predicted model, not a curated record